This is a messenger RNA of Brachypodium distachyon (stiff brome), 2537 nucleotides long. RefSeq lists its product as uncharacterized. NCBI's taxonomy places the organism in Eukaryota, Viridiplantae, Streptophyta, Magnoliopsida, Poales, Poaceae. The record is from RefSeq and is a predicted model, not a curated record. Gene Ontology annotation, molecular function: acetylglucosaminyltransferase activity. The transcript is spliced from 2 exons. Bases 275 to 2410 code for a protein of 711 amino acids.
AUAGGUAAAGAAAAAAAAUGCAAAAAGAAUACAAGGAAGUAGAAACCUUUUUAGAAAAAAUAAAUCAGACCUUAAAAGGCCAGGCCCAAGCCGAAGCGGUGCACUGCAAUCCCCUGUCUGUUGCAACGGGCGGCAAAUAGAGGGUCCGGCCCAGGCAUCUUGCAUCAAGUACCGAUUCUCGUAUUCACAGCCCAUUUAACCCAUUUUAGCCGAUCUGCUUUAUACAGAACUCCCGAUUUGAUGCGACGCUUAUUCUCAAAAAAACGAAACAACCAUGAGGCAUCCGAUCCAUGCACGCCCGCUCGCAGGCACGCAAAGCACAGCAACAAGAACGGAAACUGAAAAUGGGAGAAACGAACGGAGACGAGGAGGACCUGAACCGCUCGUCCCACCAACGCGCGCGCGCGCGAGGAGAUUGCGCAAACCGGGCGAGCUAGCUCCCUGGGCCCUGGCUCCCACGCCACCCCGACUUCUUCUCUCCCGUCAAAAUCUUCUCAGGCUUUUCCGGACGUUCCUCCCCAACGAAUCCGAUCCCUUCGGCCCGCCUCCGGUCCGGAGAGAAAGCCGACGGCGACGGCGCCGGCCACGAGGAUCAGUACGGGGUGGUGAGGAUAUAAUACUACGGCGCCCGGAGACGGCGCGGACAAUGAAGGUUGCCGCCGGGGCUAGCCCCGGCGGCGGCAAGGAGACCCCGGCCGCCUCCUGCCUCCGUUUCGUCCUCAUAUUGCUCCUCCCUCUCACCGUCCUGUACAUCCUCUACACCCUCCACGCCAUUCUUUCCUUCACACCGUCCUGCCCGCCUCAACAUGGCCGCAUUACCACCACCACCUCCGUCUCCCACAUCAUCGCCGACAACCGUACAUUGUCCACGCCGCCGCCGCCCGCCACGGUCACAGUUUUGACCGCGAGGACGCCUCUGCCGCCGCCCGCCACGGUCACAGUUUUGACCGCGAGGACGUCUCUUCCGCCGCCUGCCAUGGUCACAGUUUUGACUGCAAGGACGGUUCUUCCGCCGCCCGCAAUGGCCACGGUUUUGACGCCGCCGCCGCCCGCCCCUGUCACGGUUUCGAAGCCGAUGACGCCGCCGCCGCCACCCGCCACGGUCACGGUCACAGCGGCGGCGACGACGACGCUGCACCACGUGGUGUUCGGCAUCGCGGCGUCGGCGCGCCUGUGGGAGAAGCGGAAGGAAUACAUCAAGAUCUGGUGGCGGCCUAACGCGGGCAUGCGCGGGUUCGUGUGGCUGGACCGCGCCGUGCGCGGCUCGAGCGUCCCCGAGGGGCUUCCGGGCAUCAAGAUCUCCUCGGACACCUCCCGCUUCCCCUACACGCACCGGCGCGGCCACCGGUCCGCCAUCCGCAUCUCCCGCAUCGUCUCCGAGACCUUACGCCUCGGGCUCCCGGGGGCGCGCUGGUACGUCAUGGGCGACGACGACACGGUCUUCCUCCCGGAAAACCUCCUGGGCGUCCUGGCCAGGCUCGACCACCGGCAGCCCUACUACGUCGGCUGCCCCUCCGAGAGCCACCUGCAGAACAUCUUCUUCUCGUACGGGAUGGCCUUCGGCGGCGGCGGCUUCGCCAUCAGCAGGCCGCUGGCGGCGAGGCUGGAGCGGAUGCAGGACGCGUGCAUCCGCCGGUACCCGUCGCUGUACGGCAGCGACGACCGGGUCCAGGCGUGCAUGGCGGAGCUGGGCGUGCCGCUCACCAGGCACCCGGGGUUCCACCAGUACGACGUCUACGGGGACCUCCUGGGCCUCCUGGCGGCGCACCCGGUGGCGCCGCUCGUGUCGCUGCACCACCUCGACGUGGUCCGCCCGCUGUUCCCCAACGCGCGCUCCAGGGCCGCGGCGCUGCGGAGGCUGUUCGAUGGCCCCGUGGCGCUGGACUCGGCCGGGGUGAUGCAGCAGUCGAUUUGCUACGACGUGGCCAACCGGUGGACGGUGUCCGUGGCGUGGGGGUUCGUGGCCAUGGUGUCCAGGGGCGCCACGCCGGCGAGGGAGAUGGAGAUGCCCGCGCGGACGUUCCUCAACUGGUACAAGCGCGCCGACUACAAGGCGCACGCUUUCAACACCAGGCCGCUGGCGAGGAACCACUGCGAGAGGCCCGCGCUCUACUACCUGGCCUCGGCGCGCCGCACGGUGGUGCGCACCGGGGAGACCACCGUCACGAAGUACCGCCGGUGGCGGCACCGCAACGACAUCCGCCCGCCGUGCCGGUGGAAGAUCCCCGACCCGGACGCGCUGCUCGAUACCGUCAUCGUGCUUAAGAAGCCUGACCCCGGGUUAUGGGACCGGUCUCCGAUGCGGAAUUGUUGCAGGGUGCUGUCCUCUCCCAGGACAGGAGAGAACGGAAACAAGACGAUGACAAUAGACGUUGGUGUAUGCAAUGACUGGGAAUUCAGCCAAAUGUAGUUCACUGAAUUGAACAGACCGAAGUGUACAGGGAUUUUUUUUUCUUGCCUUUUUCUCCAGCUGUAUUCCUAUCUAACUGUAAGAUACAAAAUUGAAGGGCCAGCAGGUGGAGCUGCUGCUUCAUUAA